Messenger RNA from Gorilla gorilla gorilla (western lowland gorilla), 8474 nucleotides. It is a transcript of the gene SAMD4B, whose product is annotated as sterile alpha motif domain containing 4B. Gene Ontology annotation, molecular function: protein binding; mRNA binding; translation repressor activity. Gene Ontology annotation, cellular component: P-body. The transcript is spliced from 14 exons. The record is from RefSeq and is a predicted model, not a curated record. NCBI's taxonomy places the organism in Eukaryota, Metazoa, Chordata, Mammalia, Primates, Hominidae. Bases 4217 to 6301 code for a protein of 694 amino acids. Gene Ontology annotation, biological process: nuclear-transcribed mRNA poly(A) tail shortening; regulation of mRNA stability; negative regulation of translation.
ACCUUGUGACGGUCCGGGGAAGAGCAUUUCAGGCAGAGAGGUCAGCAGGUGCAAAAGCCCUGCCAUAUGUUCAGGGAAUAGCAAGGACCAGUGUGGCUAAAGCCUAAGUGAGGGAGAGGGGUGAGGGUUGGAAAGGCUGACAGAAGCCAGAUUACUUGCAGCCUAAGGGCCACGGUAAGGAGUUUCUAUUUUCAUUUAAGGGGAUUGGGAAACUAUUAGAAGGGAGUUUUUAAAAGCAAGACAGCGACAUGAUCUGAUUAAUUUUUUUAGAAAGCUCACUUUGGUUUCUGGGAGGAAAACAGAGGGUCAGGACAGAAUCAGGAAGGAAAGUUAGGAGACAAUCCAUUUGUCCAGAUGAGAAAUGGUGACAUGAAUGUGGUGGUGGUGGUAGUGAAGAUGUAGAGAAGCAGAUAUAUUUUGGGUGUACAGAAAACAGGACUUGAUGAUGGGAUUAGAGAAAGAGAGGAAUCUAGAAUAAUGAUAAUAGCCAAGUCAUUUAUGCCUCACAACUCUAUGAGAGUAGGCACUAUUAUUAUUUUCUGUCUUCCUUCUCAGUAGGUACUAUUAUUACACCCACAUUACAGAUGACAAAACAGGCACAGCAAGGUGAAAUCACUUGCCCAAAAUUACACAGGUAGUAAGUGGCAGGCUUGUAUUUCCAACCCGGCAGUCUGGUUCUAGAGCCACUUAGGUUUGGGGAAAGAUAAGGAAGGCAUGUGUAGCUGACAUUAAGAAAAAAGAAAUAUCAAGACCUAAUGACUGGGUCUUUGGGAAAUGGAAGAAGUCAAAGAUGACUCAAAAAAAUGUCUCAGUUGUCCACAGAGAGGUGAUAAUUGAAUCUACAGGAGUUAAUUACAUUCCUAAGUGAGAGAAAACAAGUGUAAAGAAGGGAAAGGAAGCAGAGAAUAAACUUUUCGGGGGGAAGGGGUGUCAAGACAUUUAGGAGUGGGAGGAAGAACGCUAGCUUCCUCUCUAUUCCAGAGUUUACCGGAGCUCCCCAUACUGUGCUUAUCUUCCAGGAGGCCCUGCCUGGCUUCUCCUCUCCUCUCCCUCCGUUCCCCAGCACCAUUCAUACAAAAAGCUCAUUCUUUGCUAAUGCAGUGGUAUACAUAUUUUGUGUAGGUAUUUCAGGAGUUUCUGGAAAUAAUGGUUGAUUCUUAUAAGAGAAGUUGUGCUCCCUUGGCUUCUGACAGUCUCUUCUCAGGUUAUGAAAGUGAGUUAACCCUAAGUAACUAGCCUGUUACCUUGUUCAUGAAGUGUAAGUUCUCAAAGGCCUAGGUCGUGCUGUAAAAAGAACUAGGAAUGGGUAAGAAGGCAGAUAGGAUCCCCUUAUUCAUCCAGAGAUGUUGGUAUUAAAGGGCCCUUAGGCCCAACUUUCACCUUGUUGCCCAGGCUGGUCUCAAACUCCUGGGCUCAAGCGAUCUGCCCACCUCAGUCUCCCGAAGUGCUGGGAUUACAGAUGUGAGCCACCAUGCCCAGCUUUGUUGCAUUGUUAAGAGCAAGCAAGAGCUCUGAAGCCAGACUGCCUGGCCUUGAAAAUCUCAGCUUGGUGUGCAGUCUUGGGCAAAGUGACUUAAUUUCUCUGUGCCUCAGUUGCUCCAUCUGUAAAAUGAUAAUAUAUUCGUAUAUGUAUGUAAUAUAUUUUUGAAAUAGAGUUUUGGGAAUCAAAUGUGCUUAUCUGUGGAAAGCUGUUGGCAAAGGGCCUGACAAUGUAUGAUGUAUGAAGACAUGCUAAGCAUCAUGCUUGCUAUUGAGAUGAAGUAUAGAGGAGGAAAAAAGCAUCAUGCACGGUAUUUUUAAAUACAUUGUUUCAUUUAAUUCUUCUAACAAGCUUCAUUGAGGAAGAAACAGAGUUACUUGUCAUAGUCAAUACAGCAAGUAAGUAUAACAGGAGAGCCAGGAUUUAAGCCAGGUCUGACUAACUCCACCAUCCUGCUUCUGAAUGAAGAGAGCUGGACUCCAGAGGCACUGUUUAUGGGCAUAUGGGCCUUUUCUCACUGUUUGGGGCCAGAGAAGAAGCCCAGAGGGCAGUUUGUCCUGGAACAUCUUAGCAUUUUUUUGUUUUUUUUUUGUUUUUGUUUUGAGACAAAGUCUCCAGUCCCCCAGGCUGGAGUGCAAUGGCGCAAUCUCAGCUCACUGCAACCUCCACCUCCCAGUUUGAAGCGAUUCUGCUGCCUCAGCCUCCUGAGUAGCUGGGAUUACAGGCGCCUGCUACCACGCCCAGCUGAUUUUUUGUAUUUUUAGUAGAGACAGGGUUUCACCAUGUUGGCCAGGCUGGUCUCGAACUCCUGACCUCAGGUGAUCCGCCCGUCUCGGCCCCCCAAAGUGCUGGGAUUACAGGCAUGAGCCACCGUGCCCAGCCUUUCUCCAGGUGGGAGUGCAGUGGCAUGAUCUCAGCUCACUGAAGCCUCGACCUCCAGAACUCAAGUGAUCCUCCCAAAGUAGCUGGGACUGCAGGUGCACACCACCACGCCCAGCUAAUUUUUGGAUUUUUUGUAGAAACAGUUUUGCCAUGUUGCCCAGGCUGCUGAUCUGGAACCUUUGGCUUUUGUUUUGUUUUGUUUUUGUUUUUUGAGACAGGGUCUCACUCUGUUGCCCAGGCUGGAGUGCAGUGGCACGAUCUUGGCUCACUGCAAGCUCUGUCUCCCGGGCUCAAGUGAUUCUCCCGCCUCAGUCUCCCAAGUAGCUGGGGUUACAGGUGCACGCCACCAUGCCCAGCUAAUUUUUUUGUAAUUUUUGUAGAGACGGGGUUUCACUAUGUUGCCCAGGCUGGUCUCGAGCUCCUGAGCUCAAGCGAUCCACCUGCCCAUGCCUCCCAAAGUGCUGGGAUUACAGGCGUGAGCCACUGCACCCAGCCCUCUUAGCCAUUUUGUUAACCUCAUUUCCCACCUCUGGAGGUGGUAGGGGCUUCCCAAGAAGAUCACUUGGACCUCUUCAAGUAUGGUGGCAAUAUUGCUGGGCUGUUGGAGAGACUUUUGUUAUAGAGGCUCCCCUCUUGUGUUUUUCCUCAAAGGCAAGGAGUCAUUUUUGGUCACGUGAGGACAAAGAGACCAGACCAGUAGUGCAUUCUGUUUUGCAUGGGAAUUGUCAAGGCUGUUUCAGUUUUAACUGAAACCUAACUCAAACUGGCCUAAGUCAAAAACGAAUUUAUUCAUCUAUGUAACUGAAAAGAGUGGGCCACAAGGGGGAGGCUUCAGGCUAGCUGCAUCUAGGUUUUAAAUCAUGUGAACAGAUCUCCUUUUCCCCCUCCCCCAUCUCUUGACUUUGCUGUCAUCUGUGUUAGUUUCAUUCUGAAGCAGGCUUCCACCGUGAAAUAGAAGAGGUGGCAACUGGUGACAUCAUGAGACGAUGUAUAAUCUGAGCAACCCUAACCAAGAACUUAUUUUCCUUAGUAGUUCCAGCAAAAAUCCAGAGAGGACUAUCCUUGGCCAGGCUUUACCCCAUGUCCACUUCUGGAGCCAAGAAAGACAGUUCCUUCUCCAAGGGGAACCCAGGGUGUUGAUACUAGAAGAUGGAAAUGGAUACAGUAAGAUGCUGCCACAGUGAGAUGCCUCACCCCGUUCUCCCUCUCUCACUCCAGCCAAGCACAUGGGAUAGAAAGUAGCAGGCGGCCUCUGGCCCUUUAAUGGAAGAGGGCCAUCCAGUCCUCUCCAGUUAACAUCUAGACCGAACACAAAGCAUCUUUCUCUCAUCCAGAAGACAUAGGAACCCUACCUUCAGGGAUGAUUUUUUUUUAACAGUGAAAUCUUAAAAGUAACUGUUUCACUAAAGCCUCCAGUAUUUACUGAAGACUGUCAGAAUCAUCCUCCAUCACUAGAUCUUCUCCACCAGUCAUGUUCCCUGAGCAGUGGGGUGGCUUGAAGGUAUAAACCAGAGAGGCCCAAGGGAGGGAUAGUUAGCAGACUUCUGGUCUUUUUCUAGUUUGUGCUCAUCUGUUCCAAGGACCACAGGAUUCUUCUCAUCGCAGUGCUCCAGGCAGCCACUACCAAUCAAUUGGAGUUAGCCUGUGAGGAAACUGGAGAGGCGUGGCUGGACCAAGACCUCCCCCCAUGUGAGCAGGCUUCCUCCUCCCCCAACAACCGUUGCCACCACGCCCAGAAACGUCCUUAAGCCCUGGCCCUCAGGGGAAAGGUAACAGGAGGCCAGAGCCGGGACCAUGUGACGGCGCUGGCCCUCGCCACCGCCGUCCCCCCACCCUGGCCCCAGGCCCGGCACCAUGAUGUUCCGAGACCAGGUGGGCAUCCUCGCUGGCUGGUUCAAGGGCUGGAAUGAGUGUGAGCAGACAGUGGCCCUGCUGUCACUUCUGAAACGGGUCACCCGUACCCAGGCCCGCUUCCUGCAGCUCUGCCUGGAGCACUCACUGGCGGACUGCAAUGACAUCCACCUGCUGGAGUCGGAGGCCAACAGUGCUGCCAUCGUCAGCCAGUGGCAGCAGGAGUCCAAAGAGAAGGUGGUGUCCCUCCUGCUGUCCCACCUUCCCCUGCUUCAGCCAGGCAACACAGAGGCCAAGUCGGAGUACAUGAGGCUACUGCAGAAAGUGCUGGCCUACUCAAUCGAGAGCAAUGCUUUCAUCGAGGAGAGUCGCCAGCUGCUUUCCUAUGCCCUCAUCCACCCAGCCACCACACUGGAGGACCGCAACGCACUGGCCCUCUGGCUGAGCCACCUGGAAGAGCGGUUGGCUAGUGGCUUCCGCUCCCGGCCAGAGCCCUCCUACCAUUCACGCCAAGGCUCAGAUGAGUGGGGGGGCCCUGCAGAGCUAGGCCCUGGGGAGGCAGGGCCAGGCUGGCAGGACAAGCCACCCCGGGAAAAUGGACACGUGCCCUUCCACCCAUCCAGCUCAGUGCCGCCAGCCAUCAACAGUAUUGGGAGCAAUGCAAACACAGGUCUCCCCUGCCAAAUCCACCCUAGCCCACUGAAGCGCUCCAUGUCACUCAUCCCUACAAGCCCCCAGGUCCCUGGUGAGUGGCCGAGUCCAGAGGAGCUUGGGGCCCGGGCUGCUUUUACCACGCCCGAUCACGCACCUCUCUCGCCCCAGAGCAGCGUGGCCUCCUCUGGCAGUGAGCAGACAGAGGAGCAGGGCUCCAGCCGAAACACUUUCCAGGAGGAUGGCAGUGGCAUGAAAGAUGUGCCCUCAUGGCUCAAGAGCCUCCGCUUGCACAAGUAUGCAGCCCUCUUCUCACAGAUGAGCUACGAGGAGAUGAUGACACUGACUGAGCAGCACCUGGAGUCUCAGAACGUCACCAAAGGUGCCCGCCACAAGAUAGCCCUGAGCAUCCAGAAGCUGCGUGAGAGACAGAGCGUCCUCAAGUCCCUAGAGAAGGAUGUGCUGGAAGGUGGGAACCUACGAAACGCUCUGCAGGAGCUGCAGCAGAUCAUCAUCACUCCCAUCAAGGCCUACAGUGUCCUCCAGGCCACCGUGGCUGCCACCACCACCACCCCUACUGCCAAGGAUGGGGCCCCGGGGGAACCACCGCUGCCAGGUGCUGAGCCUCCCCUAGCCCACCCCGGCACAGACAAAGGCACCGAGGCCAAGGACCCUCCAGCUGUGGAGAACUACCCACCUCCACCAGCUCCAGCUCCCACUGAUGGCAGUGAGCCUGCCCCGGCUCCCGUCGCCGACGGAGACAUCCCCAGCCAGUUUACACGGGUGAUGGGCAAAGUGUGCACCCAACUGCUGGUGUCCCGACCAGACGAGGAGAACAUCACCAGUUACCUCCAGCUCAUCGAAAAGUGCCUGACUCAUGAGGCUUUCACGGAGACGCAGAAGAAACGGCUGCUAUCCUGGAAACAGCAAGUGCUGAAGCUCCUCCGGACAUUCCCGCGCAAAGCCGCACUAGAGAUGCAGAACUACCGGCAGCAGAAAGGCUGGGCAUUCGGCUCCAACUCGCUCCCCAUAGCUGGCUCUGUGGGGAUGGGAGUGGCCCGGCGUACCCAGCGGCAGUUCCCAAUGCCUCCCCGGGCCCUCCCACCCGGCCGGAUGGGCCUCCUGAGCCCCUCGGGCAUUGGGGGUGUCUCCCCUCGACAUGCCCUCACCAGCCCCAGCCUUGGAGGCCAGGGCCGACAGAACCUGUGGUUUGCCAACCCUGGAGGCAGCAACAGCAUGCCCAGUCAGAGCCGCAGCUCUGUGCAGCGCACCCACUCGCUCCCGGUCCACUCGUCACCCCAGGCCAUUCUCAUGUUCCCUCCAGACUGCCCGGUUCCUGGGCCUGACCUGGAGAUCAAUCCCACUCUGGAGUCUCUGUGUCUGAGCAUGACAGAACACGCCUUGGGUGAUGGGACAGACAAAACCUCCACCAUCUGACGGGACCCACAGCCCAGCGCACCCAUAGGCUCCCUGGGCGGCGGGCGGGGGCCAACCCCCAACGGGCUUCUCCGCGACAGCGAGAGGGUGGGCUGGCUCAGCUAUAUAUUCUAAUAUUUUUCUACUCUCUCACCCUCUUAACUUUUGUUUAACAUUGGCACAUGCCUUGCUCACUCCCAGGCCCGUCGAGGGAUCUCUGCUGAGGCCCGGGGAGUUGGGGGCAGCCAGGAUAAAGGGGGCAGGGACUGGCCAGACUGCCUGCCUCUCUCCUUUCCUUCCUCAUCCCCACCUGGUCCCAUCCCACCCCUGCCUCCUCCAGACCGCUGACCACCUGCCUCUCCCCAAGGGAGCAGACUCCCCAGAGACAAACUGACCACUACCUUGUGGAGCCUGCUCAGAAACAUUUGACAUUUGGGGUGACGCGCAGGGCAGAGAACCUGCCCUCCAGAAUGUUAUUGAGAGGAGCUGGGGAGAAGGAAGGGGAGCAAGGAGAGGAAGCUCUCUCUCCUCUCCCUGCUUCCCCUUCACCAUUCCCCACAUUCUCCAAGGACAGGAGCCACCUUCCUCUCUCUCACCUCCCCUGGCCCUGUUCACCAGAGGUUCUCUAUGAUUAAUUUCUUAGGCCUAUUUAAGAUACAUAUUUAUAUAGUUCUUAACGGUUUUUCUCUGAUCAUUUCCUCUCAUUUUUAGAAUCCCCAGGUCUCUCUCAGCCAAGACAGUGGCAGGGGGAGCCUGAACUUUAUGAGGGGAGAGGGCAGAGCCCCCUCCUCCAGACCCCCAAGCUCUAACCCAUUUUCCUCCAGCCCUGGCUACCCAGAUGAAGAGGUUGGAGGUGGGCAGCCAGGGUGGCCAGGGAGGUCAGGAAGUCUGUUGCCUUAACGUCCCCUUCCCCACGAACACACACCCUUCUCCGCUCCCAGGUCUGGUUGGUGAGACCUGGGAGUCAGGAAUAAGGGAAAGGGGAUUGUUUGGUUUUUGGGUUUUUCCCUAAGCCCCUCCCUUUUCUUUCAGCCUUUUUCCUCCCCCCAUUAUGUCAUGACCUCACUUAAGUGGAACACUAUAUCAUAACCCAGAGAUUCGUCCCAGCCCCAGAGUCCGACAGACUGUCUGGUCCCUAUUCCUAAUGAGGGGUUGUGUUGGGGCCCAGGUGGAGGGAGGGGAUUUGGGGGUUCAGACUGCGGGGAAGCCAGGGUCUCCCUCUUCAACGCCCUCCUCCCCCUCAACCCACCUUCCCCACUGGGACGUUCUCAAGCUUUUCACACCGAAAAGGAAAAAAAAUGUUAUUUUUAGAUACAUUUUAUGAAUAACUUUUGUUAUGAAUAUGGCUGGUAACCAUUGUGUAUGUUAUUAAAGAUACAAAAUGUUGGGAAAAAAACAAAAAAACCAAAAAAAAAAAAAUUUUAAAACCACCACCCUCCCUGCACUAUCACCCCAUUCCCCAGACCUUCUUGCCCCCGCCCUCCUGGUCUGUGGACUUCCCUCUGCUCUGAGCCCAGGGAGGGGGAAGAAGCCAGGGGGUAGGGUGGCCCUGGGAACCUGGCUCUGGGUCCCCACUUCCUCUCCCAGUGCCGGGCUGGGUGGGGUGUCAGGUUUAUUUAUGUACCUCUUGCACACUCAUCAACCUAUGCAAGUCCCCCACCCCGGCCCUCCAUGUUUCUGUGCCUUUGCUCAUCCCCUCAAUCUCCCAGGGCUUCUCCAGUCCCCCUCCCACUAGCUGCAGGAAGUGGGAUGGACGGGCCACCUCGUUUGGAAUCAGCAGGGUGUCCCUCUCAUGGGACCCUCCCCUCUCCCCAGCCUGUCCUGUCUUGUUCACUCUCCAUCAGGGUGAGCUGACUGUGCCUGGCACUGGGAGGUGGUGAGGGACACCGUCUCACACACACAGGGAGGCAAGAGCUGCCCCCCACCCCACCUGACAGCAGAGUGUGCAGGACGCAGGCGGCCCCACUCUGAUGGGCAGGACCCUGACCCUCUCCCGCUCCAGCCCCCUCCCCAGGCCCUCCUCCAUGAUUUCACCCUCCCUACCCACUUCUGUCCCCGGCCCCACUGGCAGAAUCAGCUUUGAGUAACUGUACAGUUUUUCUCGCUGUUGGAGAAGACUUAUUUGUUGGAGUUUCACUUGUUUAAUGGUCUGGGCUUAUUUUGGAAAAAAAAAAAAAACAAAAAAAAAAACGAA